UUUCAGCACUUCAUUGGAGUUGCAGAGCAAGAGAUCGAGGAGUGUUGCUGUCUUUGUAAGUAUUAGGCGAUACCCCGAACGUUACAUGUCACUUCUGUGUUGGACAGGAGAUCAUUAAAAUGCACAGUACUUGUUCGAGCGGCUCAAAAAAAUAAGUCUUGUUCUUGUAAAUGAGUUGUCGGUGGUGAUAUAAGUAUAGAUACCUGUAUUUCUGCCAUGACAUGUAUGCAGCACGAUGUAGUCUUGUUGUAGUAUAGAGACAGAACUAUGAGCUGGUAGUGGUACGAGUCGUACAAGGAAGGUGGCGAUUCUCAACCAGGUUCGCUGUACUGUGUGCAGCAAUCUACAAGUAUACUGCUGAUGUACACGUUACGUUGUACUUGUAGGACGUGUACUACGCUUGUGGUUGCAUAGAGCCCUGUAUGCACUGGACUGGAGCAGUGGAUCACUGCAGCCUUGCAGGUGUUACAUCUCAGGCUAACAGCCUUGAAAGGCACGAUGAACACUCGUAUCGCACCAUCUCAGCUCUGGACGAGGAGUGCGUACAACCCAUUACCCGCUGGAACAGUUGCCGGCAGGGGUUGGAAUCGCCUCGAUACUCACUUGUCCAUGUACCGGAAGAUCAAGUUCACUGGAGAUGUGCCAUAUGAAAAGAAGUAUGUGACGAUAUUGGAGGAUAGGCCGCCAGUGGGCUCCGUAUUUAAUGUGGAGUUCUCACCGCAUGGUAACUAUGUAGUUGCAGCGAUGGCAGAUGGCCGUGCCCUGGUCAUGGACCCACUCACUCGGCGGCUGUGUAAAGACAUCCCCGCUCAUGAAUUCUGCACCAACUGCGUCUGCUUCAUCACCAAUGAGUCGUUUGCGACAUGCUCGGAUGAUCGAGCCGUGAAGAUUUGGGAUAUGCGGUGGCCACGUGUCCCGGUUCUGGAGCGAUUGAACUGGCACCGGGAAUGGGUGAAGAGUAUCUACUAUGAUAGCCGCUCUCACUGCUUGGUGUCGUCAGGUUUUGAUCAGAUGGUUCGCUUGUUACCAUUGAGAGAUGGUGCCGAAGAGAGAAGCCAGUCUGAAGGCCAUGGACUGUGCAUCGACUACAAUGGUGGCAAUCAGUUCUUGAUGCGCAUUGCUCUAUCACCAGAUGCGACCAUCCUGUGCGUUGGCCUGUACGACAAUCGUUUGUCGCAGUACCAGUAUUACCUUGACGAUGAGGAACCGUGCACGCUGCAAGUGUUUCAAGACGUCCAGCUGAAGGAGAGAGGACUGGACACAACACAGUGUGCUGCGCAGGAUAUUGUGGAUUGGCCCAGUGAUGUCACCUUCAUUACGUCAGUGAAGAUCUUUUCCGAUAACCAGCACAUUCUAUCCCGGUGCUCGAAUCUAUUUAAUGAGGAGUGUCUGUGCAUACACGACUUGAAGUCGGGCAAGAUGCUAUGCACUAUUGAAGAUUCAGCGCCGCCGCGAGGCAUCGUCAAGGAGCCAGGCAUCUCGUCUGAUGACCGCGUUGUUUGCAGUCCGUUCGGUUCACGUAUACGCCUGCUAGGCCUGGGGCACAAUCUUCCACUCAUUGCUGAACGUAUCGACUUCCACGGAGAUGUGCCGAAUUCAUUCUCAGAAUUUCUGGACAUCACUACACCAUACCAUCCGAUAAGGAACGUUCUUAGCUGCCGCUUUUCUCCUACUCAAAUGUUAGUGGCUGCUGGUGAUGAGGAUGGAAACAUUUUCAUUGCACAGCCGAAACUUUAGAUGAAUUUUUAAGUUCAUCUCCUUUUUUCGAACAUGUUCUACUCCCAUGCUUGUCCUUGUCCGCUCCACAUCAUUGCGCAUGUGUGUGUGUGUGUGUGUGUGUGUGUGCGUGUGUGCGUGUGUGCGUGUGUGCGUGUGCGUGCGUGUGUGUGUGUGUGUGAGAGAGAGAGAGAGAGAGAGAGAGAGAGAGAGAGAGAGAGAGAGAGAGAGAGAGAGAGAGAGAGAGAGAGAGAGUACCCUUACUUAUCGAAAUGAUUUUGAAAGAAACCGUAUGGCACUAUGCAGAAACUACCUUUUAUUUAUCUACAUGUUUAUCACUAACCCCAUUUUCCGACGCUUUUUAUAUCUGUAUAAAUAUCUGUAAAGAAGAGGUUCUGUGAUAAAAAUUCAUCAAUUGAGGCAGAUGGAAGAGGAAAACAUCUAUUUUACUUUAUUUUACACGCACGGAAGGGCAAAGAAAGGCGUAUUGCUAGGAUUCCGAGCUGAGCUUCUUGCACAAAGUGUUGUUCUUUAAAAAACUAUAUUAUUAUUUAUGGCUAUGUUCACAGAAGGUCCCUGUAGCAUGCCUGCACGUAUACUUUGUUUUCAGGUGGCAGAUGCGGAGUGUACUUGAAGUAGUCAUAUUUUUUAAUACCGGUCAAUGCCCAGGCGUGUUGUCUUAUUUUUUUCAUUGCCGUCCUUCCCAAUAGAUAUCUCGUUUUCUCGUGGCUCCUUUAACAUUGUGUUUGGUUGCUGUCAGAUCGCCUGCGGAGAUAUAUCUCGGGAUACACUCUACUAAUACAUACAAUGAAGGUGCCGCUUGCACGAUUGUUUG
Molecule: messenger RNA, 2551 nt
Organism: Sycon ciliatum
Lineage: Eukaryota; Metazoa; Porifera; Calcarea; Leucosolenida; Sycettidae
Product: DDB1- and CUL4-associated factor 10-like
Exons: 1
Coding region: 499-1737 (412 amino acids)
Cellular component (GO): Cul4-RING E3 ubiquitin ligase complex
Molecular function (GO): protein binding
Source: RefSeq, a predicted model, not a curated record